UUUUGUAGAGGGACAGAAGCAAUCUCUUUAGUCUCUGCCAUUUAUAGAAUCUUUAAAUAUCUACAAACUACAGCUAAUCAAAUCAAAUUCACACAAAUAGAAAAGUCCCUCCACUGACAAUAAGCGUGUUGUAGUUGCUGGAAUUACUCUCUCAUCAAAGCAAAUUCCCAAAGAUGCAUUCUUUCUUCCUCUCCCUUUACCAAAAACCCCUCCAUCAGUUUCAUUUCCUUUCAGAGCCCCAAGGUUUUGUUUGAUGUGGAAAACAAUGAAAACUAAGGUUAGGGUUUAUUUGGGUUUCCUUGUUUGAGGUUUGAUUCUUGGUUUUAAGGGUUUUCUUGUGGAGACAAUCUUGAAUCUUGAUCAGUGUUGCCAUCUGGGUUUAUUGAGUUUUAGAGUGGAAGCUAAGCUAAGGUUAGCUUCUGGUCAAUUUACUUGCUCUGGUUUCUGGGAUCUCUGAAAUGAAAGUUUAGGGUUUAGGGUUUUUGAUGAAUAUGUGAUUUUCAUCUUUUCUGUGUUGUAACAUACAUUAAGAGGUUAUUGGAAACUGGUUUUGUAUGCUUUCUGUCAUAAGAUUAUUGGAAAUCAGGGUUCAAGAGAUUUCUGUUGAGCAGUUUUGGUUGAAUAGAAUUGAAUUGAAUGCAAGUUUAUUUGUAUAGAGAAGAAAGAUAAAGGUUUUGCCUGGGGUUUUAAGUAAUGGGGUUGUCUGGGUUUUUUCUAAUUUGUAUGCUCCACUCUGUUAUUGCUCUGAUUUCUGGAGCUUUGAUGAUGUUUUACUCCUAUGAAUUUUAUGUGUUCAGCCAUGGCCUUGAGACAGCAAGUAAGCUCCAAGGGUCAACACCCCAUGAUCAGCUUUUAAUUCAAACCGCCGAUUCCUUAUCCGGCUUGCUUCUAUUUUCCAUUGGAUCCCUUUUGUUCAUGGUGGCUUUUGUCAAGGACAACAAGUUCCAGAGCUUCUUUGCUAAAGGUUGUGUGUUGCUUCACAUUUCCAUGGCUAUUUGGAGAGUUUACUUUGAGAGGAAACUUGAAGAUCUUGCCCGGGAUUGGCCAAAGCAGGUCGCCGGAGACAUCACACUGGCGCUUUCGUGGUGUUUUCUUCUUGUGUACUCAUGGAGGGAGAAGUAUGAUUAGCAAAGAAUUGAUGUUACUUUGCUACAAAAAUCAGUGGAUUGCUGCUUAUGGAGGAACACAUUGUUGGAUGGAAUUGUGUGCUUUGGUUCCUCUGCUUCUUGGUCAUGUUAUGUGGAAAUUGCAAGGUGGAGGCUCUUGCUUUGUGCCAUAAGAUUGCAGAGUUAAAAAAAAAAAAAACAGAUUUAAGAUUUCAUUGCUGGUUAGUUUAGUGCUUAAACCUUGUUAAUCUUGAACAUUCUCUACAAACUGUUUUCCAUUUGCAAUUUUGCACAUUCUGUUGGCCCCAUGUUACCGGUGAGCUUGUAAAUUUUUUCCCAUCAUAUGAUGAAUAAAAAUUUGGCAAAUGUAUUUAGCUAAUUUCCACUUGAUUAAUUUUUUAUGGCUCACAUUCUGAACAUUAAA
Messenger RNA from Prunus mume (Japanese apricot), 1530 nucleotides. RefSeq lists its product as uncharacterized. The record is from RefSeq and is a predicted model, not a curated record. NCBI's taxonomy places the organism in Eukaryota, Viridiplantae, Streptophyta, Magnoliopsida, Rosales, Rosaceae.